CCUUAUCGUUAGGUAAAGGGUCAACACUAUUAUAAGAUGAAUGUGUACUGGUUACCAUAGAGAGGUGUUGACUAGACACAAGGAGGCGAUGGCUGAAGAUCAAGAGGAGCAACACAGCACUGUCCUCAGAGAGCUGUGUGCUAUCAAUGGUGUGAGCUAUGACCACCUGGAGAGAGGCAGUGGACACAAAGUCACUAAACUAGAAUCGUUCUUCUUUGGUACUCCGUGUAUCCCUCAAGGUGGACUAGUCUACUUCCCUGCACUCACUGAGCUAAGGAUAGUCAACCAGAAGUUCACUCAUAUCUCUGGCCUUGACUCUUGUGUAGGCCUCACCCAGCUGUGGAUAUGUGAGGGACAACUAGAGUGUAUAGAGGGCCUCUCUGCUUGCACUAACCUCACCAGCCUUUAUCUGUACACUAACCGGAUUACAAAGAUAGGUGGUUUGGACACUCUCACUAAGCUACGCACUCUCUGGCUCAAUGGGAACCUCAUACCAACCAUACAGGGCCUUGACAGUCAGUGUGGUCUACAGGAGUUGAACCUUGCUCACAAUAAGAUCCCUUUCAUUGGAACAUCUCUGGAUCAUCUGACAGGGUUGAUAGAGUUGAAUCUCUCUGGCAACCUUUUGUGUUGUCUGUCUGACCUAGUCCACUUGUCUAGUCUCCCCCAUCUCAGCACACUGUCCCUGUGUGACCCACUCUACACACCUAACCCCGUGGCCACACUCUGUAACUACUCCACACAUGUUCUCUAUCAUCUACCCACACUACACUGGCUGGAUGGAGUGGGUGUGGCCUCAGAGGAGCUCCACCUACUGGUGGAGGGCGUGGUUCAACGUAAGAAGAGAUUCUAUCGUAUGAAAACCCACCACAUUCAAAUGGAGGCACGGGAAAAGGAGAGGAGGAUACGAGAGCAGACCGAGGCAGCAAAGAAUGACAUGUACUCCAAUAUCAGAGAGGUCCAAAGACAGAUAAAGACUUCAACCCCUGUUGACCCCGAGCACCUCUCCUCUCUCACCGCCACUAUGGAGGCACUAGAUACACACCUCACACGUCUAGAGAGGGUGUGUUGUGUGCAGUGUGAGAGAGUGUGGGGGCGGUCCCAGCAGCUGUGCCAGCGAUGGAGCACGGAGUUAGAGAGUGGAGGCAAUGUCAAGUUCCUGGCUGGUGGACCCACUGACCCCUGGGUCACUUCAUGUGAGGAGAUUGUCCAAUCACGGCUCACUGUGACACAGGGUGUGAGUGGUGUGGAGGUGACUGGCGUAAUCAAGGUGGAGAAUAGAUUCCAAUACACACGAUUCAAUGACAAGCUGAAACUGGAGCUGGAGAAGGAAGUCUUCUCAUCACUUAGCUCUUGGAAGUCUCUACUGGACUAUCUCUUCAUUGUUUGGCAACCAGGUAUGACAUGUCUGGACUUGUGUGGAGACAAGAGUUCUUCUGCUCACGUCACUAACUCAGUCAAUCUGGCCGAUGCUCUGAGGAUAGCAGACCUGGCUAAGGGUCAAGGGUCACCAGACGGAGAGCUGCUGCUCUGCAAAGUGUUUGUGGGACUCAGCUCUCAAGUCAAAACCAACAAAGUGCUGUGUUUGGGUGAUGAUGUCAACACUGUGUGUCGUCUGGGGGAGGGUGGACAGAAGGAGUGGUUUCUAGCGGACUCUGACCUCUUGCUACCAGAGUACAUACUGAGUGUACGCUACAAGACCCCAGCUGUGGUUGCAUCAGAGGGACCCCCAGUGGUGAUCCCAGGGGGUCCCACACACCCUCGUCUGGCCAUGCUGGAUGAGUCUACUCUAUUAGCCAGUGCUGGGGCAGACACACUAACCUCCGUGAAGGAGCUGUGUUUCCACGACAACCACCUAACAAGGUUUCGACUAGCCUCUAGUUUGCCGUGUCUUGUGAAACUUGUUCUCUCAUGUAACGAAAUAGGGACAGCAGAAGAUCUCAGGAAUAUGCCAUGCCUAGAGGAGUUGGACAUCAGUUUCAAUAGCCUCUCCUCUCUGGAUGGCCUCAAAGGAGUGCCUAAACUGAAUAGGUUGGAUGUGAGGGGCAACCUGUUAGCCAGUGGACAGCAAGUCAUGACUGUACUGCGCAAACACACACCCUCUCUACAGAGCCUGGAUAUCAGAUACAACCCUUGGGACAAGGUCCCUUGUGAUCGUGUCCAGCUCCUAGGCCAUCUUAAGACACUUGGAGUCUUUAAUGGUAGUACAGUUAGUGAGGAGGAGGCUAGAGGGGCAUUGAAACAAGUUGUCAACUCACACCUCUCACUCUCCACACUUAUGAGCCACGCCCACACCCAUACCCACACUCCUCACACCCUCACACUCCACCCACUCUCACAGGUUCUCCACACAGACACUCGGCACAGAGCCUGCCACCAGGACAACUGGACACACACAGUGACUAGUCUGUGUCUGGAUGGUCUGGGUCUACAACACCUCCACACACUAGAGGGUCUACCCAACCUCCGCUGGUGUUCUCUGGCCAAUAAUAGCCUCACAAGUACAUCAAUAGAGGUUGUGAUGGGGUGUAGUGGGCUAGAGGAGCUGAUACUGGACGGCAACCAUCUCCACGAUCUCCCCUCACUACACACACUCACACAUCUCACACACCUCUCACUUGCUGACAAUCUCCUCUCCUCUCUUCCUCCUUUGUUUCCUCAACUAGCGUACCUCAAUGUCUCCUACAACAAGCUCUCCACUCUGGGGCCACUAAAGUAUUGUGUGUCUCUGGUGGAGUUGUAUGCUUCGGGUAAUACCAUGGCAACCACACGCCAGCUGUUCCCACUCAAAGCCCUCACCUCAUUGGCAAUCUGUGACCUCUCGGCGAACCCUGUUACCCUAAGGUCAGAGUACAGGCACUUUAUCAUCUACCACUGCUCCUCUCUUAAGGCCCUCGAUGGAACAGCCAUUGAGGGGAGUGAGGUGGUGGCUGCUAGGGAGAGGAUGGGUGGACGUCUGUGUCAGGACCUGAUAUUCGAACGUCAUCACGACACUGAACUAAGUGCUCUGCGACAGUUGGAUGUGACUCACGCUGGGGUCAAGAUAGUUGAUCUCUCUCCUGUCUCUGUCUUCAACAAUCUGGCUAGUUUGAACCUGGAGCACAACUCUCUGACAUCCUUCAGUGGUCUGAUACACCUCCAUUGCCUCAAGGUAUUAUGCUUGAACCACAAUCGUGUGGAGGCUCUAGUAUCAUCUCGUGAGGCCCCUCUAGUCAAUGAGACAGUGUUGACUAGUCUACAAGUGUUGCAUCUAGCCUAUAAUGGUAUCCGUAAUCUGUCUGCCCUACAACUAGGCAAGAUACCAUCACUGAGAGCUCUCUUCCUUCAAGGUAAUGAGAUAAGCACAGUGGAUGGACUAGAUGGUCUCCAUCAGUUAACAGAGCUUGUUCUCGACAGAAACAAAGUGAAGGUGUUACAGGCUAGGUCAUUUGUGUCUCUGUCUGCUCUGAGGGAGUUGCAUAUUGAAGAGAACAGACUUAAAGACCUCUCCCACAUGACCCCACUGGUCAACCUGCAGAGACUCUAUCUAGGAAUGAACAAAAUACAGGACUUCAACCAGCUUGAAAUACUGUCUCCCCUCCACCGUCUGGUUGAGUUGUCCCUAGUGAGCAAUCCUGUCUCCCGUCGUCUCCAACAUCGUGGUGUGUUGGUGUACCUGCUCCCGUCCCUCCUCUCACUAGAUGGUGUGCAAGUCAGUCCAGAGGAGAGGACCGCUGCAUACCACACAUUCACACACUCACAGCAGGAAACAGAGGCAGCCACAGUUGACUCUGGUCUGAGUCAUGGCUCACUACUCAAGGUCAUGAAUGUUCCUUUCGGUCACCAGACGACCAAACCAUCCGCCCCCGCAUUCACUGAGAGGAGAAGAGGAAAAUAACACAAUAAUAAUAAUUAUGCUAAUAAUUGUUUGAUUUUC
Halichondria panicea is the source of this 3916-nucleotide messenger RNA. RefSeq names its product leucine-rich repeat-containing protein 9-like. NCBI's taxonomy places the organism in Eukaryota, Metazoa, Porifera, Demospongiae, Suberitida, Halichondriidae. The transcript has 23 exons. Bases 41 to 3877 code for a protein of 1278 amino acids. Gene Ontology annotation, molecular function: protein binding. The record is from RefSeq and is a predicted model, not a curated record.